This is a messenger RNA of Eremomyces bilateralis CBS 781.70, 1779 nucleotides long. RefSeq lists its product as uncharacterized. The annotation marks the transcript as partial. The transcript is spliced from 3 exons. Lineage: Eukaryota; Fungi; Ascomycota; Dothideomycetes; Eremomycetales; Eremomycetaceae. The record is from RefSeq and is a predicted model, not a curated record.
AACCAAACAGGUUCUCUAAUUGCCUCUCGCUAUGAUCCGGAACAGGAACGAGCAGCUCCCGCUCUGCCGCGUGAAAUAUUCCUUCCUCGUCACCGUUCGGUCCAGUUACAGGCUGCUUCAUGGACAGCAGAAUCCCACCCAGAUGUAGCAAGGUCGUUUUCCAAUGUCCGGAAGCCAUCGGACAUAGGCGAGGAACAUCUGAAGACGCUCAAUCUUUCGUGGACGCAGGUGGAAAAGAUCGAGCAGAUAUGCAAUUCUCCAUCAAUCCCGCCAGUGGAAUGGCUGGGGCCGCCCCAGCCUGCAUCAACGCCUUCUACACAUUCACCACGGCUUAGUGAUGGUCGUACGGCGCCGCAGCAUCGAGACUUCCAUGGCAGGAUUAAAGAAUUCCAGGUACCGAACAGUACAGCGUACUCCGUCCUGUCAAGGAAAGCCCAGGGAGGAGCUCCAGCGCCGCGACUUAGUCAUAGUCGCCGCUUUUGGGAAGCUCUCGACGAGAGUGCCUAUUAUUGGGACACUACUCAGGAUCAUUACAUCCCCCCAAGGGGGGAACUAGACGGGAGCCAUGAGGCUUCUCCGCCUGGCUCCACUGUUGGCGCUGAAGACUCUAGUACCGAAGCGACAGCGCAGGCGUCUGAUAUCCAUCCCCAGAAAAAGCAAAAACCGUCGCCUGUGACUCCGUCACCUAGCGCAACGCAAAGCCCAUUUCCUCCCCUUACCGCCCUUAAUUCGAAUGCAAGUACGCCCUCCGGGCCGUCGUCGGGCACAACUUCCCACCAAGCAGUCGCUGCGAGAGGCCUGCCUCGUGGUACAAUGUAUACGGGCUACCGUAUCUCCUCGCCUACAGAAGUCCCCAUGAACGCACUGCCCGCUCUUAUUCGGGGCUUCAUGGAGCCUAUUGCCUGGGCUCAUGGCCUGUCGGUGACAACCCCGCGCCGUGCUCCUGUUGUGAAGCUGGGAUCUGUGCUCUGGCCCGUGCGCCUCACACACGGCAUCUACCGGCCCGAUACGGAUCGAGUCCGAGCCAGGGCUGGUUGGAUUAAAGGACCUAUUAUAGGCGUAAGAUGCGCGGACGCUGGCGAGAACCAAACCGAUGGCCUUUCUUCGAAGGAAGAAAUCCUGGAGCUCGUCCGCGACUUCGGUGUCCUACUACUACUCGCUCAAGAGCGCGCUAGGGAGAAAGAUUGGGAAGGGAAGCGACCUGGCGAGGGGAUGUGGUGGACGACCACCCCGCGCUGGGGUGGGGGGCCUGGUGGCGAAAUGGGGGAAGGGUUAAGUGACGAGGAAAUCAAGAAUGGAGCCACGGAAGCUGGCGCCGGCGCUGCAAACAACGAGAAAUCGAGCUCGGAUGCUAAAGCAGCGGAGAAGCAAAAGAAAUCCCAAUCUGCGGCGGAGAGGCGCAAGCUGGCAGCAUUAGAGGCUUGGAAGACCUUGAGGCCUAGCCAACCAUAUUGGGACAUCAAAACGGUGUACGAGGCGAUCGGGAAGCCAGACGAGAAGGAUUGGGACGAGGUCUACCUCCUCUCUGCGGUUCACUCGCACAUUUCGAUCCUGCGUCUCCGCGUGCAUCGGGCUUACGUCGCGUUCUUGACCUCCGGCCAAUUCCCGAACCCGGUGCCUGAAGAUCCAGAUUGGUGCCGACCCACGCUGAAACGCACGCAAUGGUUCGACAUGUUCAACAUGGUCGAGCGAAUCGAAGCAGUGAGAGCGACGUGGGGUGUUUUGAGUUGGCUGACGCGGAGUCGGGAGGAUAGUGACGUGGAGAUGAAGGGUACUUGA